CGCAUAAGCAGGUCUGGUUAUUAAGUAAUUCAAACAAAAUGGCUAAUCGAUCGUGCUUAUUGUAUGCGUUUCUUUUACUUGUUGCAUUUCAAUCCUCUAUGAUUAUGGCCAAUACUGUUAUUCAUACACCUCAAUGCAGACCAGUAGCAGCUUCCUCCAAGGAUAAGAUCUUAUUCUCUAUGAACUUGCUCAUAUAUAAAGCAGAAUUUUUUCUUCGUGCUUCAGUUGGUGUUGGAAUCAAUGGUAUAUCACCAGGUCUGGUCCAAGGUCCUGUCCCCAUUGGAGCCACCCUUGCCAAUAUCACUAACUCCGCCCGUAGGGUUAUUGAGGAACUUGGUUUAGCUACUGUUGGCCAUCUCAGGGCUAUCAAGCAAGUACUCCGGAGCAAUCUUCCAUUUCCAGGACCACAGUUGGAUCUUAGCGCACAAGUAUUUGCCGGAUUUGUGAACCUGGGUUUCAAUGUCUCUACUUUGUCUCCUCCAUUCAAUAUUUACGCCAACACUCCCAGCUUUGUGCUGGCAGCGGAAGCUAUUUCUGCAUUUAUAGUACAAUAUUACGCCGGAAUUAUACCUUCGAUCGUAGGCGACGAGCAACGACAGCUGGUGGCUGGAAUCGGGCUCAACGAGGCAGCAGCAUUUGGAGUUCUCCGAACAAUACUUAACGAUGGGGUCAAUUCAACAGUGCCGCCAUACACAUUCACAAUGGCGGAACUCACCAACCGUACUUCAGAAGUGGUUAAUCGACUUGGGGGGUGCGGUGUGAAGGAUGAAGGUUUGAUUGUGCCAUUCCAACUCGGAGCAGAGAAUCGAACUACCAGUAACGUGGUACCGGGGGAUGUCAAUUCCCUUGCACAUGCACGGUUUGAACGGGAGAUUUUGAGGAUCGUUUUUGGAACCGGCAACGCCACCAUUGGAACCGGUGGACUGUUUCCAGAUGGUUUCAUUGGGGCACUUUAUCAACUCAUUAUUAACCUAAAAUUUAGCUAAUUAAGAGCUUUUGAAGCAUUGAUGAUGAUAAUUAUAUUGGAGAAACACUAGGUUCUAUCAUAAAUAAAAACCAUUGCAUGUUAUGAAGAAACACAUGCAUGCACUAUAUAUGUCGUCGUAUGUUAGUUCCAACUUGGAACAUUAAUCAAAUAAUAGAGCACUGGGAUU
Messenger RNA from Gossypium raimondii (Peruvian cotton), 1154 nucleotides. RefSeq names its product ferritin-like catalase Nec2. The transcript has 3 exons. Bases 39 to 986 code for a protein of 315 amino acids. The record is from RefSeq and is a predicted model, not a curated record. NCBI's taxonomy places the organism in Eukaryota, Viridiplantae, Streptophyta, Magnoliopsida, Malvales, Malvaceae.